Molecule: messenger RNA, 237 nt
Organism: Fusarium sp. VM40
Lineage: Eukaryota; Fungi; Ascomycota; Sordariomycetes; Hypocreales; Nectriaceae
Source: the annotation of a GenBank genome assembly
AUGCAUCCUCAUCUCCACACAAAGAACGCUCUGGCGUGCGAGGAGGUUAUCGCCGCCCUCGAGCAGUGCCAUAGCCAGGGCUUCAUGCACAAGGCUGUCGGCAGCUGCAACGAUGCCAAAGAGGCAGUAAAUGCAUGCUUAAGGAUCGAACGAUCAAAGAUGCAGGCGGAUAAUCGUAACGCUGCCAGGUCAAAGCGCGACAAGAUCAAGGAGCAGCAGCGCGAGCUGGGGCUGUAG